AUGGGAAGACACGAGAUUAUGCCAGCGUCGACGAUGAAAAUCUUCAAAUCGUUGAAUUGUCAACUCUGCAACGCACCGUUUGUUGGCCUUUCACCCAAACCAAAAUCACCACGAGGACUCGAGUGCGGUGCCGUGAUAUGUAAGGAGUGCUUCGAGACGGAGGAAGGGCUCAAGAAAGACAAGAAGAGACACCAAUGCGCGGCUUCAAAUUGCUUCAACAACGCGAAUCCCGCGCAUUUCAUCACUGACCUCCUCUCGAACGAUGCGCUCGUCUUGAUGCCCAAUUUUGGCGGUUACUUGCUUGUGAAGGCAUUCAAAGUGCCUCGAUGUGGGAUUUGUCACGAAGAAUAUUCGGCAACGGAAAAGGAAAGAAUACCGUACGCCAUGCGCUGCAGUCACGUGAUGUGCACGAAAUGCUUUAUGAAGAACCGCAAGUUGAACUUGGGCGACGCAAGGAAGCAAAUGUACUGGAUCAAAUGUCCAAUCUGCGCUGCGCUAGCGAAGGUAACUUGUCUCACGGGAAAAAGUCAGCUACAAGCAUUCUUGCAAGAGUUGCCCGAUUUGGUAAAACAAUUCGAUGAAAUGAAGGCGUCAAGUGAUCGAUUUUGCGAUGGAUGCAGGAAAAUGAACACCGUUGAUGGGAUGGCACACUGUGAGAAGUGCAAGACACAAAACUGCCGACCGUGUCAAGGGAUAAGGCAUCGCUCGCACGAGUCGACCCCAUUGGUGCAAAAAGAGAUGGAUGAUCUUUUCGAGGAAAUGCGCGAUCCCUUGAACAUGCAAGUGCGCGUUUACAAGGAGGAAAAUUUGCCGGCACUUCAUCAACAAAUCAACGCAAGGGUAGCGCAGCUAAAUGAGAUGUUGCACGUAAAAGAGGCCAACCUCAAGAAGGUGACCACCUACAGCAAAGCGAGAGAAGACUUGAAUCGGUACAAGGCUAUCAACGCGGCUUUUGCACAGUUGGCCAACGGCUACUCCCGUCAUACGAAAGAAUUUGAAGCCCAACUUGUGAAACUCCUCAACAGCUCC
Messenger RNA from Mesorhabditis belari, 1029 nucleotides. Lineage: Eukaryota; Metazoa; Nematoda; Chromadorea; Rhabditida; Rhabditidae. The record is from the annotation of a GenBank genome assembly.